Numida meleagris (helmeted guineafowl) is the source of this 3036-nucleotide messenger RNA. It is a transcript of the gene UBA7, whose product is annotated as ubiquitin like modifier activating enzyme 7. NCBI's taxonomy places the organism in Eukaryota, Metazoa, Chordata, Aves, Galliformes, Numididae. Gene Ontology annotation, molecular function: ubiquitin activating enzyme activity. The record is from RefSeq and is a predicted model, not a curated record. Gene Ontology annotation, cellular component: nucleus; cytoplasm. Bases 117 to 2924 code for a protein of 935 amino acids. The transcript is spliced from 21 exons. Gene Ontology annotation, biological process: DNA damage response; protein ubiquitination; ubiquitin-dependent protein catabolic process.
UGCUGGCGGGGGCGCGCAAGGUCGUCCUGCACGAGAGCGGCGCGGCGCGGGGCGGUGUGCAGUUCCUCCAGGGGGAGAGCAAUGUGGGCCAGAACCGUGCUGAGGCGUCCCAGCGGAUGCUGGCCACGCUGAACCCUGAUGUGGAGGUGUCAGUGCACCCUGGGGAACUGUCGGAGGAGUUCCUCACUGCCUUCCAGGUGGUGGUGCUGACCGAGUCCCCGCUGGAGGAGCAACUCCGUAUUGGGGACAUCUGCCACACCAAGGGCAUCUGCUUCAUCGUGGCUGAUGCCAAAGGGCUGGCAGGGCAGCUCUUCUGUGACUUCGGGGACCACUUUGUUGUCCAUGACCCGGUGGAAGGGGACCCGCUCUGUGCCACCGUGCAGCACAUCUCCCAGGGCAACCCAGGGAUUGUGACAUGCACAGGGGCAGACGUGAACCGUGGCCACCACUUCAGUGACGGUGACCUGGUGAUGUUUUCUGAUGUGGAGGGCAUGGUGGAGCUGAACGGCCACGAGCCUUGCCCUGUGCGCGUGCUGGAUGCCUUCAGGUUGGAGAUUGGUGACACAAGCACCUUCUCACCAUACCGUGGCGGGGGCCGGGUCUUGGAGGUGCGGCCACACCAGGAACACUCCCAUGAGCCCCUGCGCCAGGCGCUGGCGAUGCCCAGGAUCCAGGCCAGGAGCUCCACAGAGCUGCUGCGCAGCCGCAGCCUGCACGCCGCCUUCCGGGCCCUGCACGCCUUCUGCCAGGAGCGGGACCGCCUACCCCGGCCCCGGGCACCGGUGAGUUCCCUCCCAGCCACCUCCCACUCCCAGCUCGUGCCCCCCACUGCACUGCCAUUGCCCCUUUGCCCACAGGAGGACGCUGAGCGUGUGCUGGAGCUGGCACGUGAGCUGGGCACGGCGCUGGGCCCAGUGGAUGAGGGCGUCGUGCGAGCGUUUGCCAGCGUCAGUGCCGGGGAGCUGUGCCCGGUGGCAUCCUUCAUCGGCGCGCUGGCUGCCCAGGAGGCAAUGAAGGCCAUCACGGGGAAGUUCAUGCCCCUGGACCAGUGGUUUUACUUCGAUGCCCUGGAGUGCCUGGCUGUGGAGGGGGCCGCAGGGCUGAUGCCGGAGGAUUGCACCCCGAGGGGGUCCCGCUACGAUGGACAGAUUGCCGUGUUCGGGGCUGACUUCCAGGAGGAGCUGGGCCGCCAGAAAUACUUUGUGGUGGGAGCCGGCGCCAUCGGCUGCGAGCUGCUGAAGAACUUCGCCAUGAUGGGGCUGGCGGCGGGGCCGGGCGGGGACAUCACCGUCACCGACAUGGACACGGUCGCACACUCCAACCUGCACCGGCAGCUUCUCUUCCGUGCGGCUGACGUGGCGAAGCCGAAGGCGGAGGUGGCUGCAGCUGCCGUGCAGCUCAUGAACCCGGACAUCAGGGUGACAGCCCACCAGGCCCAGCUGGGCCCCGGCACAGAGCAGCUCUUUGGGGACACCUUCUUCCAGCAGCUGGAUGGUGUUGUCAGUGCCCUGGACACGCUGACGGCCCGUGCCUACCUGGAGAGCUGCUGCAUCCGCUCCCGCACGGCGCUGCUGGACACGGGCACAGAGGGAGCACGGGGCAGCGUGCUGGCCAUGGUGCCUCCCCUGAGCCGGCCGCUGGAACCGGGCAGUGACCCCACGGAUGGCAGCUUCCCAGUGUGCACACUGCGCUUCUUCCCCUCUGCCAUCGAGCAUACGCUGCAGUGGGCUCGUGAUGAGUUCGAGGGGCUCUUCCAGCUGCCUGCAGAGAGCAUGAACCGCUUCCUGGGGGAGCUGCCCGAGGAGCCGGCGCGAUGGGAAGGCCUGGCGGUGCCCGAGCAGGUGCGGAGGAGCCUGGAGGAGCGGCCGCGGGACUGGGGAGACUGCGUGCGCUGGGCCCGCCGGCACUGGCAGCUCUGCUACCACAACAGCAUCGUGCAGCUGCUGCACGACGUGCCCCCCUCGCACGAAACCAGCCCUGGUGUGCCUUUCUGGUCUGGGGACAGGAGGUGUCCCCACCCGCUGACGUUCGAUCCCGGCAAUGACACCCACCUGGCGUACGUGGAGGCUGCCGCCCACCUCCUGGCUCACACCUACAGGCUGCCAUCCUGCGGUGACCGGGCGGCCACGCAGGAUGUCCUCUGCCACAUGGUGCUGCCGCCCUUCGUGCCCCAGGACAGGCGCUAUGUCCCCACGGCAGAGGGUAUGGAGGAGGUGGAGGAGACUCUGGAGCCUGGACAGCUGCUGGAGCUUGUGCAAGAGUUGGCACAGUGGAAACAGGAGCUAGGAGGGGACACAGAGAUGAUGGACCCCAUCCACUAUGAUAAGGACGAUGACCUCCAUGUGAGCUUCAUCACGGCUGCAUCCAAUCUGCGUGCGGAGAACUAUGGCAUCCCGCCUGCCGACCGGCUGACGAGCCAGCACAUUGCUGGGCGCAUUGUGCCCGCCAUCAUCACCACCACAGCGGCCGUGGCUGCCCUGGCGUGCCUGGAGGUCUACAAGCUGGUGUGGAGAUGCCGGGAUCUCCGCUGCUACCGCAACAGUAACCUGUUCCUGUCUCAGUGCCUGUUGCUCCGGGUCCAGCCCCUGCCAGCCUCCACUUACUGGUACCGGGGGAAGGAGUGGAGCUGCUGGGACCGGCUGGAGGUGCGUGCUAUUGGGGAGGACGGGCAGGCGAUGAUGGUGCAGGAGCUGCUGGCCUGGCUGCAGGAGGAGCACGGGUGGACCGUCACCAAGCUCCUGCGUGGCAGCACCAUGCUGUAUGACGGGGAGGAGGACAAGGAGAUGCGGGCAUGGCAGCAGGCGCAGAGGCUGUCAGAUGGCAUGGAGCGCUCCGCAGAGCCGCAGCAGCUGGAGCUGCAGUACGUGUGUGCUGGGGACGAGCUGGAGGAUGCCUGCCCCCCGCUUCUCUGCACCCUGCCCUGAGCCCGGGGGGGUCCCCAGAUAUCACCGCCUGCUCCACGCAAUAAAAGCUGCAGGACGAGCUGCGGCACGUGCUCACCGUGUUGCACCCCCUGCCAGUGCUGCACCCCACAAA